Molecule: messenger RNA, 880 nt
Organism: Chelonus insularis
Lineage: Eukaryota; Metazoa; Arthropoda; Insecta; Hymenoptera; Braconidae
Gene: Jwa
Product: PRA1 family protein Jwa
Exons: 4
Coding region: 37-633 (198 amino acids)
Cellular component (GO): membrane
Source: RefSeq, a predicted model, not a curated record
GAUCACUUGAAAAAAUUUUUCAAUAAGCAAAGUACGAUGGAUAAAACAAAAAUCGGUGGAACUGGUGUUAAAUUACCACCAUUACGCAGUUUAAAUGAUUUUUUAUUAGAAUCUGCACGAUUUCAAAUCCCCAGUGGAGAUCUUGAUAAAUGGGGAAGUCGAAUUGUACAAAAUCUUUUGUAUUAUCAAACCAAUUACAUCUUCCUGUCUUUGAUACUGUUUCUUAUUGUUGGACUUUUUCAUCCGGGUAAGAUGCUAGUUGGCAUGGUAGCUAUUGGUACUGUUAUUGCAAUCUUUGCAUAUGUCUCAACCGAAGGACGAGCCAUACACAAUUUCAGAAAACAAAAUCCAAUUGCUGGAAUAAUUGUUAUCAUUCUGGGUGGUUGUUUUGUUACAUACACCCUAGGUUCUCUUCUUAUCUGUCUCGUUGCUAUUUUACUUCCUUUUUGUGUUAUAUUCAUCCACGCAUCACUGAGAUUAAGAAAUCUACAAAACAAAAUUGCUAAUAAAAUAGAAGGUAUAGGAUUGAGACGAACGCCGAUGGGAAUUUUUUUGGAACAACUUGAUGAUGUGGCCAGCAUUAAAUUAAAAGCUCAAUCGAGUUAUACUGUAAAAGCUACUACUACUAAGUGAAACUGCUUCAAAGGCAUAAUGUCAUAAUAAAAAAAAAAAAAAUAACGAAAGAAAUUCUAGUCUUCAUCAAACAAAUCUUCAAUAUUUGUUCAUAUCAAAUUACUAAUGAUUGUUAUAUUUAUGAAUAUUCAAAAUUAAUUUAUUAAGUUGUACAGAUAAACAUUGGUUGAAUAAUAGAUUGAAAAUAUACUCUAUACUGGAAAUAAUUAUAUUUCAUUUAUAUAAAUAUCUGGUUUAUAAUUAAAUU